This is a messenger RNA of Marchantia polymorpha subsp. ruderalis, 1589 nucleotides long. The record is from the annotation of a GenBank genome assembly. Lineage: Eukaryota; Viridiplantae; Streptophyta; Marchantiopsida; Marchantiales; Marchantiaceae.
CUCGUCCCACAUUCCUGUGUUCUCAUUUCGGGCUCUGACAUUCUCUCUGCUCAUAACAGUCGAUCAGGAUCCAGAGAAGUUCGACUCGCUCAAAUUCCUGGACUCAGAACCGCGCUGACACUAGCGUCAUGCAGCAUCUAUGAUUCGCAGUCUGUUUGACAUAGAGUACACGAAAAUACCGAUCUGAGAAUUGGGUUCAGAAUCUGAUUCAGACUGCACGUGACACUUGUACAGAGAUCCGAUUUGCCCAUCGUGUACAGUAUCACCCUCGGGUGCGUGUGCCUGUCGAUUCUAGCGUCAGUAAGCAUGAAGUGUGCUAAAUUGAUGCUCACAGCGGCGGUCCUGACGCUGCUGGGAACUUCUUGCUUAGCAGUCAUAGUCCCGUUGUCCUCGUCUUUUCGAGUCGGCUUCUACAAUCAGACCUGUCCGGCAGCGGAGUCAAUUGUCCGUAGCACUCUCAUCAGCCGAUUCCAGUCCGAUAUCAGACUGCCUGCCCGCCUCAUUCGUCUCCUCUUUCACGAAUGCUUUGUGACGGGUUGUGAUGGAUCGUUGCUGGUAACCUCAACUGCUUCCAAUCAGGCAGAAAAGGAUGCAGCUCCGAAUCUCAACGUGGCUGGUUAUGACGCGGUGGAUGCUGCAAAAUCUGCUCUGGAGAAUGCGUGUCCAGGAGUAGUUUCGUGCGCUGACAUCGAAGUCCUUCUGGCUCGUGAAGCAGUUUCGCUGUUGGGAGGACCGAAUAUAACUGUGCCGACAGGGAGAUUAGACGCCCGGAGCUCCUCAGCGUCACUAGCGGCGAGCACAUUACCGGGCCUCGGUACUUCAGUUCCAGGGAUGAUUGCAGCUUUUGCAGCAAAGGGAUUCACCACCCAGGACAUGGUUGCCCUGCUCGGUGCUCACACAGUGGGAGCAGCGUUUUGUAAUUCUUUUAGCUACAGACUUUACAAUUUCAAAGGGACAAACCAGUCCGAUCCUUCAAUGAAUUCCAUACUUCUUGGAAAACUAAGGACAGUGUGCCCACGGAGCCCAGUGAACCCUGAUCCAACCGUGGCACUUGACCAGGGAAAUAACAGCAUCAACGCCUUUGACUCCAGCUUCUUUCGAGAGCUCCUGAAUGGAAACGGAAUUUUAGAGAUCGAUCAAGCUAUUGCUGUACAUAAUCAAACUGCUGCAAUAGUUGCCGCAUACGCUGCAAACAGUACGUCUGGAAACAGCACCGCCGGAAACAUUACAGUUGUGCCAAGUCUGAACUUCGGUUCAAAUUUUGCACAAGUCUUUGUAAAAUUAAGUAUGCUCGACGUUCUGACUGGAGGCAACUCUUCCGCCACAAUUAGAAAAAACUGUGCCAUUAUCUCAUGAUCAAAGGAGACAACAACUCUUGUAUAUACAUUAGUGAAACCCCUGGACUCCUUAUGGAGCUCCAUUUUAGUCCACUUUUAAAAUGAUUCUCAUUGAACUACAUUCAGGCAUAGACAUUGAGACAUAGUUAGUUACCUUUGUAGGCCAUCAAAAGUGGCCACAGUGUGGAAUAUUACGUUUGGAAGUAUGCAACAGAAUUGGAUAAGGGUAGCUGCAAUUAUUUGCGAUAAAGU